AAAAUAUGGACGAACGAGAAUAAAAUCGUGGGUAAAAAUGCGAAAUUUUCGAAAAUGUAUCAACAGAAUGGUGUGGAAUUGAUGAAUUAUGGCAAUGAUGGAUAAAUAACACCAAAACUAGAACUUUGUUCUUCAAAUUUAAUUGAAAUUAUAACGAAAUACACGAUUUUUUGCGUAUAUCGGUUUCCAUAAACACUUAGGAAAGGAGAUUCUUGAUAUGUUUUGAAUGGUAAGAUGGAAAUUUGUGGAUUGUCUUUGAGAAUAGACUUAAAAUUCAGGUGUAUUUCGUAUUAAAAUUUGUUGGUGUUAAAGGAAACUUAAGAAAGGUUCUCGAAGUGUAUUUUUAAAGUGAAAAGUUUCCUAGACUUUGUUUAAAGAGUUGUUAUCUAAGCAUCGAAGAAACAUUAUAAGAGGGGUAGAGGACCUUCUAAAUGUGUGUCCCUUAUUGACGGUGCCGAUAGGAUAUCUUACCAUAAAUACCAUUAAUCGCCCACUCUGUGUACCCAAUUGAUAGUGGUAAUCACCCACUCUUUCCACAGCGAGCGUCCGUAUUUUAAAUUUAAGAUAAAAAGGUAUAGAAGUUGAUUAAACACCCAUCAGAAUGGAUCAGCGACGCCAGGCUACAAUAUUAAACUAUUCCAUGGCCAUUGAAGACAGUGUAGUCUUCGAUAAAAUAUGGUACCAAAUGGAACCGAUCUUUACAGAAGAUGAAAAACUCUCAAUUCAGGGUGCUGGCGGAAACAAGAAGAAAACGAGGAUGAUGUUAGAAAUCCUGCCAAUGAAAGACGAUAAUGCGUUCGAUACCCUUGUUAUGGCAUUGAAACCCGACUACAGAUGGUUGGCGUUCAGAAUCGAACAGGGUGUUCACGAAGAGGAAGACAGGCUAACGAGAGCUGGGAAAGGAAUCAAAAGAAAGGUAACAGUUGCCUUAAUGCAGACGAGAAUCUCUGAUAGACAACGAGAUAUAGUAAUUGAUAGCGUGAGUGACGUCAUCGAAGAUGAAUUGCGAGAUCGAACGUUGAGAGUUGACAUACCGGAUCACGAGGCAGCGGCUAAUCUCAACGAACUGAACCACCGACUUCGAAACCUCGUCAACGAACGGAUCGAUCCGUUACUGCAUGGUCCCAGAGUUAAAACGGAUCUGUCAAAAGCAGAAAACCAAGUUCUGGCUGAUCGCAUGGAACAGAUGUUGAAUGAAUUACAAGCCAUUGAAAACUGCUACCAGUCAAUGGAAGUGGACACCAUCUCGGCCUCCCCCCGCUCACUUCCGGUGCUACUCUACCAGAAGAUAGAUGAGGUCAAGACCCAGAUCGACAUUUUAGAAGAGCAACAGGAACAGUACCGACUGGAACGAGACGAGAUUUUACGAGAGAAGAACGAGAAGGGGCAGACGCUAUCGGAACUGGAAAGCCAGAACAACAAUUUGGAGUUCGAGAACAGGAAACUUCGAGAAGAGGUAUUGACACUCGAAUCGAGUUGUCAUGACUUGAACAUCGACAAGCGCAAUUUGACGAACGAACGCAGACGUAUCGAAGAAGACCAUUUGAGGAUAUUGAACCAGCAAGAGAAGCGAGAAGACGAGGCCAUGUUUCAUCAGACCAGAAACAAACGUCUGGAAGAAAUCAACGGCAAAUUAUCCAGAGACGUUCAGAGGCUGACCAAUUCCAACAUGAAACUCAGGAACGAGUCCAGACGAUCGUCUGCCGGCGACUCAGCCAGACUAAGGGGCGACAAGAAACGUCUGCUCGACGAGAAGAGUCGUCUGCAAACUGAGGUUCGGCGCCAAGAAAAUGAGAAACGAAUCGUCCUGGUCAGAAACCAGAGAUUGGAGGCCGAAAAUCAAAACCUGAAGGAGCAGAAGCGGCGAUUGUAUGAAGAGAAGGUGCGAUUCCAAUCGGAGAACCAGUCUCUGAAAUCAGACGCCAAACGACUUGCAUUGGGCAGAUACGAACAAGAUCCACGUAGCAGAGAAUAUCGUAACGCUAGUGUCAACCACACCAGACGGUCCAGAUCCGUGGAGGUAGAGUCUUCUGCCUUAGAAAGGUCAGCAGGGUCUCGACGAGGCAGCAUGAGGAAGGCAGCUACAUCAACCGGAACUCCGAAAGGCAACGCUCGGCCACUACCUUCCCAAUUUAGAAACAAAUCUAUAACGCAUUCGAAUACGUCUGGUCGCAUGUUUAAAUCGUACCCAGCGUCCGGCGGUCCGGAUCCGGGGAGAUACGACGGCAAGCAGAACUCAAAGCAACAAAACGCCAAGCAGCAAAACUCCAAACAACCAUCUCCUCCCAAAGAUGCCAAACCAGUUAACUAUAACAAAAAUGCCCGCAAGUCUGUCACAUUUAGAGGUUAAAUGAGCCCAGAAAGCCUGUCACAAUUCAUUCUUGUUCUGAAUCUCAUCAUAAUCCUUCGCUUAGCUCGGCGGUUAUAGUACCAAAGGUGGAUUGAUAACUAUUGAAGACAUAUAUUUAUAACUUUAUAAUGAUGCAUAUGUCGAUCAUUCGUUAAGACAGGGUGGAAUUUGGACAAGAAAAUAGGCGGAAUUCAUGCAAAGAAUGGAUGGAAAUCUAGGUCUUGAAUUAUUUCGAUUUUCGUAGAAUAAAAUAGCCUUUUUCUCAAUCUUUUUUCCAAUCUUUUUUCCAGUUUUUCAUCGAAAUACAAGCAUAUCUGUGAUACUAAACCCUCAUACUUAGAAAUCCCAACUUUUUGUAGAAGAGGUAUCAUAAAACCACAGUCGUGGGAGCCUCAAACUUCCAUGGUAGGGGUGCACUCUAAAAACUACUUCCCCACCCACAUCCUCAUGCAAAAAUUUGUUUCUUUUUAUUUAGAUUAUAAAUUCUAUACUUUUUGUAUGUAAAUAAAAAUUAUUUAUGUCAAU
Lottia gigantea (owl limpet) is the source of this 2875-nucleotide messenger RNA. RefSeq lists its product as hypothetical. The coding region runs from base 602 to 2350 and encodes 582 amino acids. The transcript is spliced from 3 exons. Lineage: Eukaryota; Metazoa; Mollusca; Gastropoda; Lottiidae. The record is from RefSeq and is a predicted model, not a curated record.